UAAGGAAAGAGCUUGAGCAGACACCAUUGAAGCUUAUGAACAUCAUCAACUUCCCUGGAAUCAUCAUCAAGAAGAUCUCAUCAAGAAUGUUGGAUUCAUUAGUUGAUUCCUUGUUUCAGUUUGAUGAUCAACCUUUGCUCCCUUCUCAGAAGAACUUUGUUCCAGUUGAAGAAAUUGGAGGACCCGUUGAAGUUUCUUGUGAUGAAGGGAGAAUUCCUAUAGAUUUUCCAGAAGGGGUAUACAUAAGAAAUGGUUCUAAUCCUCUCUUUGGAGGAUUAAAGUCCACCAAAUCAUUUCUUGGAAGAUCAAGCCAUAUUUGGGUGGAAGGAGAAGGAAUGCUUCAUGCCAUAUAUUUUCGCAAGGACCCCAUUAAUGGAGAUUGGACAGUCUCUUACAAGAACAAGUAUGUCGAAACCAAGACAUUCAAACAAGAAACAGAAAGGAACAGACCUGGUUUCCUUCCAGCUGUUGAAGGAGAUUCUCCUUCUGUCCUGGCAAGUCAUUUCCUCAAUCUGUUGAGAUUUGGUAUGAUCAAUAAACUUCUGAGCAACACAAACAUAUUUGAACACUCUGGAAAACUAUAUGCCGUCUCAGAGAAUCACUUGCCUCAAGAGAUCGAUGUUUUAACUCUGCAAACACGCGGUGAAUGGGAUGUCAAUGGAGCUUGGAUGCGGCCUUUUACCAGUCAUCCCAAAAAAGCUCCAGGAAGUGGGGAAUUGGUCAUAAUGGGAGUAGAAGCAAUCAAACCAUUUUUUGAAGUUGGAGUUAUCUCUGCUGAUGGGGAUAGAAUGGUGCAUAAGGUGGAUCUUAAGCUAAGCAGAUCUCCAUUGAUUCAUGAGAUAGGGAUUACCCAGAAGUACAACAUUAUCAUGGAUUACCCACUUUUGUUGAGCAUUAAAAGGCUAAUGAAUGGAGGACCGUUGAUGAAGUAUGACAAUGAAGGGUAUGCAAGAAUCGGGGUGAUGCCACGAUAUGGCGAUGCAGAUUCUGUAAAGUGGUUUGAUGUUAAGACACAAUGUACUUUACAUAUAAUCAACUGUUUUGAAGAUGGUAAUAAGGUUGUAGUUAGAGGAUGCAGGGCUGAAACAGCAGUGCUUCCGGGGCCUGAAAGAGGAGAAAGAAAGCAUGAAUGGUUCUCAAGGGGAUUCAAAAACAUGGAAUUGUUGAAUGGGGGAGAAAAAGUGGACGAUUCUUCACAAAUGGAUGGAAUGUUCUUCACUCGAGCAUAUGAAUGGAGAUUAAAUAUGGAAACUGGAGGAGUUGAGGAGAGGUAUCUGUCUGGAACUGACUUCUCAAUUGACUUCCCCAUGGUAAAUCCAAGAUUUACUGGUCUUAAACAUAAAUAUGCUUAUGCCCAAGUCAUUGAUUCCCUAGCAAGCUCUAUUUCUGGUAAUAUGAAGUAUGGAGGUUUAGCUAAAUUGCACUUUGAAGAAGCAAAUAAUAAUAAUAAUGGGUUAAUAAAGAUGGAGAUUCUCAAAUUUGGAGAAGGCACCUUCUGCAGUGGAAGUACAUUUAUUAGUAAAGGAGGAGGUGAUCAUAUUGAUGAAGAUGAUGGAUGGAUUGUCUGUUUUGUUCAUAACGAAUUGACAGAUUUGUCCCAAGUUCACAUAUAUGAUGCACAAAACAUGGAUUCAGAGCCUAUUUCAAGAAUCGCAUUGCCCCAGAGGGUGCCUUAUGGCUUCCAUGGAGCUUUCUUCUCUAUCCCAAAUUAA
This is a messenger RNA of Impatiens glandulifera, 1712 nucleotides long. RefSeq names its product carotenoid 9,10(9',10')-cleavage dioxygenase 1-like. Gene Ontology annotation, cellular component: chloroplast stroma. The record is from RefSeq and is a predicted model, not a curated record. Gene Ontology annotation, biological process: carotene catabolic process. The coding region runs from base 36 to 1712 and encodes 558 amino acids. Gene Ontology annotation, molecular function: carotenoid dioxygenase activity. NCBI's taxonomy places the organism in Eukaryota, Viridiplantae, Streptophyta, Magnoliopsida, Ericales, Balsaminaceae. The transcript has 12 exons.